AUGAGGGGGUUGCUGUCUCACAAUAUAGGGGCAAUGAAACAUCCUGAGUACCCCCGAACGGAUAGCGAUGCUUCCUACACGCGGCCGCUCACUAUGGAUAGUGCUCGCGCAGCUUCGGUAUCUGGGAGCGCGCAAAGUGGUUUACCUGUAGUGUCUUCCAUGCAGAGGACACACCCCGGUUCCCCACGCACUACGGUUGCGUGGGAUCGGCGCGACGCCAACGCUGGAAAGGCUGAGCCACAAACGGCUAUCGAUAUGCUGGCGACAGCGUUGUUGCAGCCCUCGCCAAAGGCGUUUGUGGAGUCCGCUCACAUUAACCGCUCGUCCACCCCCAAAAAGGUGCGUACGCCACCGGUGAAGCACGGUUCACCAAACAAGCAAGGUCCCCGGUGUCACGCUCGGUCGAGCAAUGGAGGGACUGACGGUGCCCUACGGCUGAAAGCCACCACUCGCUCAGAGAAGCCGGAAGAAGUGCCCCCGGUGGGUACCGGAUGCUCUGCUACUGAUGGUGCCAAACUGACAACUGACGAAAGGGUUCUAAUAGGGAGGACUGCGUCGGAUUUGUACCUCUUUUCAAAAACGAAGACAAAGGGAGGAAGGAGUGUGGGCCGGCAAAGGAAGCGUCUUGAGGGACAAGCGUCAGAGAUGACCAUUGCGGGGAAGCGUGUUUGUGUACAUGAGAAGACCCCAGCAACUUCUCGCAAGGAUCAGCUGCUCGCACAUCCCAACAUGGUUAUGACAACUAGUAAUGGCAGUGACAGCCAGGAUAGUUCUCAGACGACCGAUUCAAGGGAUGGGUGGUGGGAAGAGGGGAAGGGGCAGGUUGUAAACCCACUCAGCGUCACUAAGUUAAAGGUUCACCAAAGUGUUGACGAUGGUGACACACCCUUGCCGAUUUCCAUUGACGUAAUGUGUUCCACACCCGACAAUUCUGAGGAGAUCGCCGAUAGCGUUAGCUCAGUGGGGAGCUCACUGUGCAGUGGCACCGCGUCUCUGGUCAAGGGUCAAAUGGACAUUAUUCCCAACCUCACGGAGGAAAAUGGUUCUGAUCAAGGUGUCUCCCAUAGGGGAGAAGACCUAAGCGGCGAGGUUAAAUCGAAGGAAUCAUCGCAGUUACUGGUUGGUGAAAAUGGAGUCCUUGAUGCGCAAAGGCGUCUUUCGUCAGUGAAGAAGGCAUCUGAUUUCAGGCUCCAGAGCGCCGGAGCAAAGCCGCCAGGAAAGUUGGUUGCAACCGGCGAAAGCCUGCGCGGUGCCGGUGAUUCCUGCGAGAGUGCCGCACACAAAGUAGAGGAGAUAAGCAAGAAAACUAUGGAGGUGCUGGACCAAGUACGAAAUAGUUGUUUGACAGUGGCUCCAGCACCUACCAACAUCGCGACGGGGAGCCCCCCUGGUGUGUCCGUUGCAAGGAAUCCAUCCAAUGUUAGUUCCAUCAAGCCCAUUUCGUGUGGCUCCGCCGGCUGUAGGAAGAACCAAGAAGCGGUAGUGAGUGAGAAGACUAGUAAAGAUUUGGCCAUAGAGGAGCAGCGUGUUCUCAUGGGGUACCUUUCAGCGUCCGAGUUGGAUCUCUCCAUGUCAACCUUCAAGCAGAUUGGAUGCUCUCUCCGAGUCUCAAAAGCACUUCGUGUGCUGAACCUGAAGGGCUGCACGGCAAGUGAGAAGGGACUGUGUGGCCUGUCAGAGGUUGAAAGUUUAGAGGUUGUGUGUGUUUCACAUAUGCGAAACCUUACCUCCCUGACAGUACUGGCUACGCGUCAGGAUGGUCUCUCGUCAAAUAUCCGAGAGAUCGACGCCCGGUGCAGUUCUGUUACCAGUGCUGGUCUUUCGGGGUUAGACAAGAUGACGUGCCUCUCUAAACUCAACCUAAGCCUCACACCAGUGACGAGUGUGAGUCUGCUCGGGGGAUCAACUUCCCUGAUGGAGCUGAAUCUUUCCGGCACUGCUGUGACGAGCGAUGGGCUACUUGGGUUGGAGAAGAUUCCCUCACUGACCACACUCAAUCUCAGUCGCACUAAAGUAAAGUCACUCCAAAAGAUUGCCGAAUCGCAGACGCUGGAAAAUCUAAAUCUGUACUCGUGCAGGGUUGAUACCAGUGAUGUGCGGGGAGUGGAGUGUAUGCCUCGGUUGAAGUCCCUUGACUUCAGUACCACAAAAGUGUCCGACCUUUCGUUUCUUUCCUCAAGCCCUUCACUGAAAACGUUGAGGGCACAGUGGCUUACUUUGAGGAAUUGUGGUGGUAUUACUGAGGGUCGGUACAGCAAGCGUAACAUUUCUGGUGGGGAUACAAAAUUAUUCGACUUUAUUGGAAACAUAAGGGGAAAUAACUUUCCGUGCUGGGAAGACCCUGGAAAAGAGGACCAAGACGUCGAAGCCGGUGUUUGUGGGUUGGCCAAAAUACCCACGCUAGAGUUUGUCGAUUUAUCGUAUAGUUCGGUUAGCAGUGUUCGUUCGUUGUUUUCUAGCAAAUCAAUCGAGACGAUUGUGUUGCGCCGCACCCCGAUUGACGACAAUGGUAUCAAAGAUAUUGGGCAGCUUCAAACGCUGAAGACGCUUGUGAUUAAUAAUUUGGGCGAUCUCAUCUCCGAAGGCGGUGACGAGAAUUUAUCUGAGACGAAGGGCGUUUUAGUUUCUGUCAAAGAUAUUACACUGGCUUUCGGCAUGGUUAUCCUCGACCUAUCCUUUACGGACGUCUAUGACCUUCGUAUGAUAACGUCUUUAAAAUGUCUCAAGGAACUAUAUCUUGUGGAGACCCUCAUCACCGUCGACGGAAUCCGUGGGGUGGAACAAUUACCUUCUCUUCGGCUGCUCGAUAUUUCCCAGACAAGUGUACUUUCGUUGGAUUUCCUCUCGGAGGGAUGCAAGGCGCUGGAGCAGUUAUUUGUCAAAUCCAACCGUAAUACAAGCGGCUUUUGUAUCGGAAAAAUAUAUCGCCUUCCCAUGCUUAAGGAACUCGACGUCAGUGACACUGUUGUAGAGGACAUUUCGGCACUCCUGCAUUCUUCAUGCACACUUCAACGGUUUGUUUGCCGUUGGGGGGAGCGGAGGGUCGCAAAUGGCCUAACGGAGCCGUUGACUCCUUGGUUGCGACCUGCGUUGCUAGAUGGCAUGGAUGCGCUUCCCCAUUUGGAAAGCAUUGAUUUCACAAACUCCACCCUUCGAUCCGUCACGUUCCUCGCCCGUUCACGUUCGCUUCGGCGUAUUGUGUUGGGGCGGAGCAGUAAUCUUUCGAACAACGGCAUCGGUGGUCUCGCCCAGAUCCCAACUUUGGAGGCGUUGGACCUUAGUUUUUGUGCUCGCAUCAGUGACGUGCGGCCACUUGUAUCAUCGUCUUCUUUGCAGGAGUUAAGGUUAGUUGGAACCGGUGUGACGGCUGUCGGACUCCACGGCGCAUUGCAAAUGAAGGCGCUGAAACUUUUAGAUGUCACGGGAACUCCCGCAGCAGACGAAUUGAGUGGUAUUAGUAAUGAGGGAGGCCCGGUGCUUGUGGUUAAGGGCGGUGAGGCGUGCAGCACAAACUUUCCUUCAUUAUUCAGGCGGUGCCGAACAAGUCCUGUUGUGAUACUACAGUAA
Messenger RNA from Trypanosoma brucei brucei TREU927, 3567 nucleotides. RefSeq lists its product as hypothetical. Bases 1 to 3567 code for a protein of 1188 amino acids. The record is from RefSeq and is a predicted model, not a curated record. Lineage: Eukaryota; Euglenozoa; Kinetoplastea; Trypanosomatida; Trypanosomatidae. The transcript has a single exon.